ACCCACAAGAUUGCUUCGGGACUACGUUUGCAAGUGUUGUUCCGACCUUAUCCGAAAAUUCACAGGAAAUCUUUGUGGGCCGGCAAGCGAGUGGUCAGCUUUACAGGUUAGAGUAUUACUCACGAGAAACACCGUGCAGACUAACUUACACAGAUGACACUUCAUCACUGAGACCGGUGGCAUUUGGUUCGGAGUCGAGGAAGUUGGGCACCCGUGGGUUCAAGUCGUCUUAAUUUAAGUGCGUCUCAUCAUGAUGUGUUAUCCUAGUGUUGGUUUAUUGAUGGUUGUGGCAAAUAUUCUACAGGGCGCUACAUUAUUCCACAUGUUUCUUCCAGAAUCCAGCCUGUCUAUCUUCGAAUUGGGUCUCUUCUGGUGCAGCAUGCGUAGACCCCUCCCUUAUAUCGCCCUUGAUACCCAUGGCGAAACGGUGAUAAGCUCGCUGCGGGCUGGUAGUGGUACUAUCCAACUAGGGUUCUGAGCCUGCUGGUGAGUUGUGCUACUUAACACGAUUCCUGAUGAACUUGGAUGACUAUGUAUGUGCCCCUACAAUUAUCAUCCCAUGUCCGAAC
Messenger RNA from Suillus paluster, 569 nucleotides. RefSeq lists its product as uncharacterized. Bases 251 to 478 code for a protein of 75 amino acids. The transcript has a single exon. NCBI's taxonomy places the organism in Eukaryota, Fungi, Basidiomycota, Agaricomycetes, Boletales, Suillaceae. The record is from RefSeq and is a predicted model, not a curated record.